This is a messenger RNA of Ipomoea nil (Japanese morning glory), 864 nucleotides long. RefSeq lists its product as uncharacterized. The transcript is spliced from 2 exons. The record is from RefSeq and is a predicted model, not a curated record. Lineage: Eukaryota; Viridiplantae; Streptophyta; Magnoliopsida; Solanales; Convolvulaceae. Bases 22 to 777 code for a protein of 251 amino acids.
UAGGUUGUUUGUGAAUACAAAAUGUGGGGGACAAUAGCCGACUUAAUCUCUCCUUAUUCCCCAGUAACGAAACAAACGGCCCCUGAAGACAUGAAACACGACAAGCAUUGCAGUUUCCACGAACUUUCUCGCGCAAAAAUGAAACUACUAAACACCGCACGUAUACGUACUUUUGUUCCCCAGAUUCUAUGGUUUAAUUUUAUGAUGGUAGCUAUGAUGAUUAGGACGGCGACGGCGACGCCUUCAUUGCCGGCAAAACAUCAGGCAGUAGCCGCCAUGCACGGCGGAAGACCUGUUUGCAGCUGCGACCACACCAACUCGGAAAUGGUAUGGAAGCACGUACGACACGGCGGAGUCAUGGAUGCUCCGGCGGCCAGUAGUAGUUAUGGUGGUGGUGAGAGGGCGGCACAGAAGCUGACAAAGCUGUUGCUGAAUGUGAGUAUUCAGAACAGUCUGGGGCCGCUGAGAGUGGUGCUUUCGCCGGAAAACACCGUCGGGGAUUUGAUCAAGGCGGCUGUCGAGAUGUACGUUAAGGAGAAGCGGCGGCCGUUGCUGCCCGCCACCCAUCCUAGCCAUUACGAGCUUCAUUACUCCCAGUUUAGCCUCCAAAGCUUGAGAGAAGAAGAAAAGUUGAUAAAGUUGGAGUCAAGAAAUUUUUUUCUAUGUCCAAAAUUAAAUGGUGUGGCCAAUACAACAUGCUCCAUUGGUACAAGGGGAGCAAGUGCAACUAAAAAGUCACUAUUUCCAUUGACAAAAUUCAUGGAUUUCUUGCUAUAAGUUUGUAAAUUUUAAAUAUUUAUAUGGUUUUAUUUUGUUGGUCUCUACCUACUUUUGAUAAUAUAUCUUGAUUUUAUUUUUAUUUUA